AGCAGUGAAAAUGAAACAGGGUAUGGGGAAGCACACAGCAGGACGGCAGCACUGGGGAUCUGGAAGGGGACAAGCACAGCAAGGACGUGAAGGUGGGACGCAGAACAAGGCUGAUAUGAGGGGACCGGGGGCCACAUGGCCUUAAGUCUGCCUUAGGAUGUGCGAAUGGCGGUAUGGAGGAAGGCGAGGGAGGAAACUGCAAAAAGGAGAAAGUGAGAGAGGAAUGAUCCGCCGGGGAGAGACCGGCAGGCAGCGCGAGGAGACGCCGGAGCACCGGGGGGAGCGAGGGCGGAGUGAGACGGGCCACGCGAAGACGAGGCGACGGAGAGGAGAAAGACAGGCCGGGAACAGCCGUAGGCGGAUCCAAGCCGCCAUUUUCCUCCCCUCCUUUCCACAGCUCCCGCUGCCCCCCGGGAAAGAGGGGCGAGGGUCCGCGCGCGGCCGAGAACACGGCCCCGGGUCCUGCGGGCAGGGCGGCAGCGAGGGGCCGCGGCUCAGCGCGGGCGGGAGGCAGGAAAAGCCGAACAAAAAGGAAGGAAGGGAAAAAAGGGUCUGGGGUCGUCUGCGGGCAGGGUCUGAUCGCGGCGCGGGGGAAACGGAGCCGGGCGGUUCCCUGACGCCAUUUUCUCCCUCCCUCUCUUCCUCCCUCAAAUCCUCUUCGCCCCCCAACAUGGCAGCGGCUCCUCCCCGCCCCAGGCCCACCGCACAGCGGGGCAUCCCCCCCGCGGGGCACAGCGGGCACUCAAGGAAAGGAGGAAGGCCGCACUGCACGGCUUUCCCCGCGCCUCUCCCGAGGCAGGCAGGCCGGCCAGCUAGGAAAUGCCGAGCCCCGGCAGCCGGCCUCGGGAGGAAGGGCAGGAGAAAAUGGCGGGGGCUCCAGAGGGGACCCCAAGACUCACGUCCUGCUCCGCGCGCUGCCCCGCUUCACCAGGAGAGGAGCGGAAGUGACGCACCGCGGAGCCCCCGCCCCCGCGCUGUGCCAUGUGAUGGGGAGGAGUGCUUAAAGGGCGCGCGUCCCUUUGUUACUCGUUCCCGCUUCCCUCGCGCUGUCGGUAGUGGUGCAGGCUGGGAAGCUCUGCUCCUGGUGAGCCGCGAGGACAGAGUUCAGAAUGGCUCCUAGUGCCUGAGUGGGCCCCUCAGCUACAUGACGGCCGCACUCAGUUCCUCGAGCUCGGGGGUGGGGGAGGAAGCGCAGCGGGGGCACGGCCGCUGUUUUGCAUGCCGAGACCGCAGGCCUGGCGACACCUGAGGCCGCUUCCUCCUUGCCCGCUUCCUCCUUCCCCCCUUUCUCCCUGCCCGGUUCCUCCUUGCCUGCUCUGCUGUCGCUCCAGGGCCGAGGGAGCGAGGUGGUAAUGCGGCUGAUGAGAAGUCCCCAUAACUUGUGCAGGACGACACGGUGAAAUAAAUCAACCAAAUGAAACGUUACCGUAAACACCCCUGACAGGGCAGCUCCCCGACCUUUGGUGCAGGUUCACCUCAGGGCGUGCUGCACCAGAAGUUCGGUGCUGAUGGCGACUGCAUGGGGAUUUGGAAAAGAGAGGAGGCUCAGUUGCUCUAAAGUGCUUCUCAGAGAAGCCAAAACAGCACCAGUUUUGGAGGAAGGGACUGAGGAGAAGGUAACGAGUGAGGGAAGGCUCCUGCCAGCCUUGCACUCAUGCCAUGGCUGUCCAACCUCUUGGCUUACCUGGGUCAUACUGAGUGAAGAGGGAUUGUCUUGGGCCACAUAUAAAAUAUAGUUCACAUAUGGUAGAAAAAAAAAAUGCACAUAGGAAAUGUGUAUUUUCUUCUUCUAAUUAAAACAUAAAGAGGGCAACAAAACCAGGUUUGGGAUGUUUGACCUUGGUUUGGUGGCCGUGGUUGCCAUUCUCAGUGAGCUCUCAAGGUGCUCGUCAUGAAAUUUUACUCUUCCUGGGCUUCACCCUUGAAAACAGUUGCUCACAAAUAUACGUACUGCCAAAAACUGAUGAUGUGAAUACGGGGCAGUGCAAAAGUAAGGGAUAUUUUUCUCGGGUAAGGGGGGUUGUAGGAAAGUCUGCUGAAGCGAAAGAAUUGGUUUUCCCUUGGAGUAGAAUGUCUGGUUGUAAUUUUGUAUUUCUUUGUGCCAAGACGAGGACACCUCAGAUGUUAGUUACUCUUACCUUCCCAAGAAUUACAGUUAAAAAUCACGGGGAUGCUGCGCACUAGGUGUUUCAUUUGCCAUAAGUAGAUGUUACCACCUUUAGAAGUUUCACUGAUCGGUUAUUUUAUAGCAAUGUUAUAUUUGCUGCCCUUUUCCCAGGUAGGAAGCAGAGGCUAGGUAAGAAAGUUCUGAAAUUAUGUCUAAUUUUGAAACAAAUACUUAUUUUUUCUUGCAUUUUCCUUUCAUCUGUGUUCUACAUUUCAUCAUAAAAUAUCUAACUGGUGUUACAUUCAUAAGGAAAAAAAAAAAGUGGGUGCUAAAUACAUAAUUUGGCAAAUUUACAAGUUCUGAGGAAAAGUGAAUAAAUGUAAGUAUAAUACACAUCUACUUAAUAAUUAAAUCAUAAAACUUACAAGUCUCUUUCAUAACAAAAAUAAAAAUAAAAAUAAAAAAGUGUCUUCACAGGUACUCACAUAGGUGGGCUGAGAUGUUAUUAUUGGCAGUCACUGCAUUUUACCCACCAGGUGCACAAGCACAUACAGCAUGUAACUCAUGGAUCUUGAUUCGACUGAGAGUUCGGGAUAAGCAUGGGUCAUGGAGCUGGCACUGCAUAGUGCACUCCUCUCUGCAGUGCUCUGUUGUCACCAAUGCAGCCCGCGCUCGAGCUGCACACAGUUGAUUCCUGGAAAAUAAUGCUAAAAAUCACACAAUAACAUUAUAAGUUUUAUGUUAGAAGUUUUGGGAUGCAUUGCUGUCUGUCCUGGGCUAUGUGCAGCUUGUGUGGGCUAUAGACUUGCCUGACAUAUACUGUUGGAACAUGAGUGUAUUUCUCAGGUAAAGCCGAUGUGGGUGCAGAGGUUGUGUGGGGGUGAUCAUCCUCCGUGGUUCCAAGAGCAGUUACCUCUUAAUACAAUGUUUAAAAUCGAAAGUACUGGGUCUAAAUUCUAUUUAUUUAGAUAAUUCUAAGUUUAUUCUAAAUAAAUUCCAAAAGUUUCUGUUCAUCAGACAGGGUCUGUAAGAUGAACAUGUAUUAUCAAGGAUAAUAUCCAAAGUCAGAAAAUGCUAAGCAGUCCUUCUAAGUACUCAGGAAAAAGUAGAUUGGGGGAUGAGGCCGCUGGAAGAGACUCAUGGGGUGUGCAUAGUUUUCACUAUGAGUUGGCAUAAAUAGGCUCUCAAUAUCAUUUUUGACUUUAUUAACAGAAAAGCAGGAAGUUAAUAUCAAAAAUUAGAGGUAAGCUCUUGUAACUAAUUCUUGUGUAUUCCCUUCUUCAUAAUGCUAUUUUAUAUCUUGGAAAAUAAAAAGUACACAGUUCUCCAUACAAACCUUAGGAAAAUAAAAUGUAUGCUCAAAUACAAUUGAAGCACAGUUAUGUCAUGUGUGUAAACAGGGCAAAUAUCAAAAUUGUCAAGCCAUUUAAUCUUGUAAGAUGAACAGAUGAUCCUUUAAUACUUAAUAGUAACAGUAAAGACAUUCAAGAUGAGAUGGACCCUGUGUAUAUAAUAUUUGUGUGAAAAAAAAUAUUCUCUGACUACGACACGGUCCCAAGGCCUGUACCAACUUUCAUAUUAGAAUAGAAAUAGCAGUUCAGGUCUUUGUAAUUCCCUUCUGCAUUGUAUUCUUACACCCAACCAACACGUGGUACACAAAGAAUGCAGAGGUUUUAGGAGCAUCACAUUCAAAUUAACAAUUCCACAUGCAUUUUUAAUCAACUCCCUCAGCACUGAAAUAAACAAAAAUGACUUAACGGGAAGAGAUUUUUUUUCAUCUGGAUCUUAAUGAGUUAAGAUCUUCUACCUCUAUCACUUCCUCUGAAGCUAGGACCAAGUUUAUUUUUACAGCUGAAUUCUCAAAUAAUAGCUUAGUGAUGGGGAUGGAGUGUUUGCUACGACUAGAGAUUUCAUGUUAUGCUCUUCUGUAAUUACAGGUUUCUUUGAGAAUUACUCUGGUGUUAAGUUCAGUGGUCAUUUGAGCUUUUUAGUAAAUUACCCUUUCUGUAUUUUAUUGUAUUAAAAAAGAAGAAGAGGAAGAAGAAGAAGAAGGGGAAAGAAGAUAAUAAGGAAAGAUGCUGACUUUUGAAAAGUAGGGGAAGAAUGUUAAUUUUUCCAAGGUAAAUUCCUCCUAUUACCUUAAAAGUGAGUCAUCUAUCCACCCAGUGAGCAUAGUUCCCUUUCAGAGCUCUUAAUUAUUUUUUUUUUUAAUCUCUUUCUUCCUUCAUCAGAUGCUUUCCUUUGGUAGCUGCCUUAAAAGGGCUUAAAUUCUUCUAGUGACUGUCUGAUUGCCUCAUUUCAUAUCACACAUUUCUUUGGCUGAAAAUAAUGUUGUAAGCACUAGCUUUUUCUUCAGAUAGGAUUUUUAGAAUGCAGAUUUGGAACAGGAAGGCUGAAAAAUAGAAGGUUAUACUUCUGAUCUCAUAGCAAUUAUUAACUGUGAUUGCACACUCCACUAGUUACAAACAAUAGAGUUCGUAAGAAACAAGUUUCAGGGAGGCAAAAGGAGGGGCUCUUUUAGUAUUAAGUACUAAAUAAUAUAAGAAGUAGGUGAAAUAAAUCAGAUGAGGAAGGUUAGCUUACAAUACAGACAUUUUUUAAAAUGUCAGGAGAGUAAAGGGAUUUGUUAGGCAAUUUGUUAUUUUUGCAUGUGUACUGUACAUAGUUCAUUUCCCAUGUAGGCUCAGUGUGCAUUAACACUUGAACAACUUUGUAUUGUGAUUCAGUGUUAAGACUUACUGCUGGAAAUUGGUAUUAUAAACACAGAUGACUUUCAUGUGUUAUUUAAGAAAUUAUUUAUUUUACUAUCAUGUACGUUAAUCUUGUCACUGUUCAGCUUCUAAACCCUGUCAUUAAAAGGUAACAUAUUUUUUUUACUUCAACCAUUAAAAAAAUGGUGGAAACAUCUGCUUUUUGUCUUCACUGCUUAAAAAAAAAUAGUUUCGUUUAAAAAAUAACUCGAUAAGGUGAUGAAUGUCUUACCUCUGUGUAGCUAUCCUAAAUAAUUUCCAGGUGAGAAUGGGACUCCUUAUGCCGAUACCAAAAACUCCUUUUAUCUUGGGCUUUUACAAGGAGAGCGCUAAAUAUCAGAUCAUCUUUUCAAGAAAUGGAAGUGCAGCUUUUGUUAGCACGUUCCUUACUCGCCGUAGGGAAAAGCUUUUAUCUUCUGCUACAUCUGCCCUGCCCUCUGGUGGUCACACCAGCCAGCUAAAGGCCUCGGUUUUGAAUGAACUUAAAGGCUGCCUCUAAGAAAUCUUACCUCAAUCCACUACCAACAACAACAGCAAAAAAGCACUUUGACCUAAAGCGCACAACAAAAGUUGGAAAUUCAUUGCUUUUCCUGUCUAACUGCCUGAGAAGACUGCAUGAAUUCUGGGAUAAGGAAACCUAUGGUUUUGCAAGAACAGCGGGGAUGUUAUGAAUAAAAGCAAUUUAUGGAAAACAAA
Messenger RNA from Gallus gallus (chicken), 5553 nucleotides. RefSeq names its product collagen alpha-1(XI) chain-like. The transcript is spliced from 2 exons. The record is from RefSeq and is a predicted model, not a curated record. The coding region runs from base 158 to 1120 and encodes 320 amino acids. NCBI's taxonomy places the organism in Eukaryota, Metazoa, Chordata, Aves, Galliformes, Phasianidae.